This is a messenger RNA of Trichechus manatus latirostris (Florida manatee), 402 nucleotides long. RefSeq names its product zinc transporter 4-like. The record is from RefSeq and is a predicted model, not a curated record. Lineage: Eukaryota; Metazoa; Chordata; Mammalia; Sirenia; Trichechidae.
AUGGUGGGAGCCGGCGCGGGGAAGCGCCUCAAAUCUCUGCUGAGGAAAGAUGAUGCGCUGCUGUUUUUAGAUGACAUCAGCGCCGUUGACUUCUCGGAUGAGGUGGUGCACGAGAGGCUUUCUCGGUUUAACAAACUUCGAGUUGUGGUGGCCGAUGAUGGGCCUGAAGUCCCGGAAAGGCCUGUUAACCGGGCGCACCCUGCCCUUCAGGCCGACGACGCCUUAUUGGACCAGGACUUAGCUUUGACCAACAGUCAGCUGAGCCUGAAGAUGGACCCCUGUGACAGCUGCAGCAAGCAGAGAGAGUUACUGAAGCAGAGAAAGGUGAAAACCAGAUUGACCAUUGCUGCAGUUCUUUACUUGCUUUUCGUGAUUGGAGAACUUGUAGAAAUAGAUUGCUAA